AUGGUAGUACAGGAGCGCCCGCUUCGCUUUGAGAGCUUAUCAAUACACGCUGGGGAGAACGUCCACAAUGUUCAAGAGGGGAGCGGUGCAUUGAACCCUCCAGUAUAUGCAUCCUCGUCUUUCACUUUCAAUAACAGCCAGCAUGGAGCCGAUAUCUUUGCGGGAAAGGCGCAGGAUUACGCCUACAGUCGGUUGGGCAAUCCUAUAUUAAGCGUCUUCGAACAACGAAUUGCAGCACUCGAGGGUGGCGCUGCAGCCCUCCCGGCUUCUUCGGGAGAAGCGGCGCGCUGGAUGGCUAUAACCGGGCUAGCAAUGGCUGGCGAGAACAUCGUUGCUGCAGCUACGGUGUCUGAGGAUGUAUACACCCAUUUCAAAUUUCGAUUGCCGGCCAUUGGGAUCACUGUGAAAUUUGUCGACAUCAAUGAUGCGGAGGCAGUAAGAAAAGCCAUUGAUGAGCAGACUCGGGCAGUAUACAUUGAGAGUAUAAGCAGCGUUGGACUUGAAGUUGCUGACAUUGAAACAAUUGCAACAGUGGCUCUUGAAGCUGGUGUUCCUCUUGUCGUGGACAACACAGCUGGCGUUGCAGGAUACCUGAUCCGUCCUAUUGACCAUGGAGCUCACAUUGUGAUCAAUUCGACAUCUGAAUGGGUUACAGGCUCCGGCACAACAAUCUCAGGAGUAAUCAUUGAUAGCGGAAAAUUUGGCUGGAAAGAACACUCCUCAAAAUUCGCCCAUCUCACCACGCCUUCUCCCGGCUAUCAUGGGUUGAACUUCGUCGAAGAGUUUGGCGAGCUUGCCUACAUAUUGUAUAUCAGAAUGGCAAUCCUGCGUGAUGCCGGGCCCUGUCUGAAUCCAUUCGCAGCAUCGCUAGCCAUAGCUGGACUUGGCAGUCUGUCACCUAGGGUAGAUCGACAUAACAGUAACGCAUUAUUGCUAGCUAGAUGGCUAGAAGCAAACGACAAAGUUGCAAAAGUGGUCUUCCCCGGUCUCGCAACACACCGCACCGUUGCUCGGAAUCGAAAAUACAUCCGUCAGAAGGCUGGAUAUGGUGCGGUGUUGCAUUUCGCAUUGAAUAAAGAUGGAUCAGAAACAGCAGCAGCUUUUGCUGGGAAUUUGAAACUGGUAAAGCGUUCGGAUGGACUAGGCACCCCACAAACUCUAGUCCAUAUACCUGACGAAGGUUUGGUCACAAGAGAACAAGUGAAAGAUGUUGAUGAUGCAAUCAUCCAUGUCUCAGUCGGUCUUGAGCAUAUAGAUGAUAUUAUUGAAGAUUUCAGACAUGCCUUAGAGCAUGUAUGA
Molecule: messenger RNA, 1299 nt
Organism: Talaromyces atroroseus
Lineage: Eukaryota; Fungi; Ascomycota; Eurotiomycetes; Eurotiales; Trichocomaceae
Exons: 9
Coding region: 1-1299 (432 amino acids)
Biological process (GO): transsulfuration
Molecular function (GO): pyridoxal phosphate binding; transferase activity, transferring alkyl or aryl (other than methyl) groups
Source: RefSeq, a predicted model, not a curated record